This is a messenger RNA of Stegastes partitus (bicolor damselfish), 1491 nucleotides long. Its product is annotated as acid-sensing ion channel 1-like. The transcript is spliced from 10 exons. Gene Ontology annotation, biological process: sodium ion transmembrane transport. The coding region runs from base 1 to 1491 and encodes 496 amino acids. Lineage: Eukaryota; Metazoa; Chordata; Actinopteri; Pomacentridae. Gene Ontology annotation, cellular component: plasma membrane. The record is from RefSeq and is a predicted model, not a curated record. Gene Ontology annotation, molecular function: ligand-gated sodium channel activity.
AUGGAUCUCAAAGUGGAAACCGAGGAAAUGGACUCGAAUCAACCUCCUCCCUUAGAAGUUUUUGCGCACAGCUCGACCCUGCACGGAAUCUCCCACAUCUUCACGUACGAGCGGUUCUGCAUCAAACGCUGCCUGUGGGUCGUGUUCUUCCUGGGUUCCCUUACCUUCUUGCUGUACGUGUGCGUGGACCGGAUCCACUUUUACCUCGAGUACCCGCACGUCACCAAACUGGACGAGGUCACGACCCCGAUCAUGACGUUCCCCGCGGUCACCUUCUGCAACCUGAACGCGUUCCGGUUCAGCCGGGUUACGCGCAACGACCUGUACCACGCAGGGGAGCUGCUGGCCCUGCUCAACCAGAGGUAUGAGAUCAGGGACAUACACCUUGUGGAGGAAAGCGUUCUGGAGAGCCUGAAGGUCAAAGCUGACUUCCACAAUUUCAAGCCGCGACCCUUCAACAUGCGAGAAUUCUACGACCGCACCGGCCACGACAUCAGCGACAUGCUGCUGUCCUGCCACUUCCACGGCACCGAGUGCAGAGCAGAGGACUUCAAAGUGGUCUUUACUCGCUAUGGGAAAUGUUACACCUUUAAUGCCGGCGGUGAUGGACGUCCUCCCCUCAUCACCACCAAGGGAGGUAUGGGUAAUGGACUGGAGCUCAUGCUGGACAUUCAGCAGGAUGAAUAUCUGCCAGUCUGGGGAGAAACAGAUGAAACUUCAUUCGAAGCUGGAGUCAAAGUUCAGAUCCACAGUCAGGAUGAGCCGUCCUUCAUUGACCAGCUCGGGUUCGGAGUGGCACCCGGGUUCCAGACAUUUGUUUCCUGUCAGGAACAGAGGCUCAUAUAUCUCCCUCCACCAUGGGGAGACUGCAAGGUGACGCCCAUGAAUUCAGACUUCUUUGAUAGUUACAGCAUCACAGCCUGUCGCAUUGACUGUGAAACGCGCUAUCUGGUGGACAACUGCAACUGCCGCAUGGUGCACAUGCCUGGCGAUGCACCCUACUGCACCCCCGAGCUGUACAAAGAAUGUGCUGACCCAGCUCUCGAUUUCCUGGUGGAAAGAGACAAUGAUUUCUGUGUGUGUGAGACGCCGUGCAACAUGACCAGAUACAGCAAAGAGCUGUCCUUUGUCAAGAUCCCCAGCAAGGCCUCUGCCAAAUAUCUAGCAAAGAAAUACAACAAAUCUGAGCAGUAUAUUAAGGAGAAUAUCCUGGUUUUAGACAUUUUCUUUGAGGCUCUCAACUAUGAAACCAUUGAACAGAAGAAAGCCUAUGAAGUGGCUGGACUUUUAGGUGAUAUCGGUGGUCAGAUGGGUCUAUUUAUUGGGGCGAGCAUACUGACCAUUCUUGAGAUAUUUGACUACCUUUAUGAGGUGAUAAAGUACAGGUUGUGUCGCUGCUCCAAUAAGAAGCACAAGCACAACAACAACAACGACCAGACGACGGUCCUGAGCUUAGAUGACGUCAAGUGUCACGUCAGUAACUUUCACUAG